CUCAUUGAUCCUUGCGCCAUCACCCACGGCUCUGACCUGAUUCCUUCAUUGCAUUAGCCUGGCUCCUCCAUGGUUCUCCUCAGAAGAUGCCUUCUGUAAAAGUUUCGUUCCCUCCACCUCGUUGGGAUGUACAGCUAGCUGCGCUUGACCGUUUCCUUACCUCCAUCGUUUCCUCAUAUUCUCUGCCAGGCUUUCUCCUGUCUAAUGGGUGCCUGCACCCCUGCUUGACCGCUCUGCUCAUCAACGUAUUUGUUGCAUCUAUUUUGCUUCCAUCCUGCUGGCAAAAGAAUCGAGCGUUCUGUUCUCUCUCUCUCUCUCUCCCUUGCUGCGCCUGUCCGUCUGUUUUUAUUCGUGCUAGGACACAUUCUUCUCCUUACUCGCCUGCCAUCGUCAUCUUGCAUGUAGUAGUACUACUGGCUCGUUUUGGUUCUGCGCUUGCUUGCUUGAUUGAUUCAUCAAUGAUCCAAAUUCCUGGUUGUUCUGUUGACGAUUCCUGCCCCCAUCUAUUUAGCAGGUGUGUCUGCUUGUUGUUUUCUUUUUGAGAUAUCAUACCCGGUGUUGUGCUGUCUUGACUUGUCUUUUAACCCAUGUGUUGUGUACGUGUGUGUGUGUCUUGUAAAUAUCUUGUCUGUUGCUGCGCAAAGGGGAUGGUCUAUAGCCCCCUCGUUGAGAGUUCUAUGUGCAUGCCUGCAUGUCCGCAUGCCCUGAAUGGAUUAUGCCGUUCAUUUUA
Aspergillus costaricaensis CBS 115574 is the source of this 730-nucleotide messenger RNA. RefSeq lists its product as uncharacterized. The transcript has a single exon. The record is from RefSeq and is a predicted model, not a curated record. The coding region runs from base 87 to 542 and encodes 151 amino acids. NCBI's taxonomy places the organism in Eukaryota, Fungi, Ascomycota, Eurotiomycetes, Eurotiales, Aspergillaceae.